GGGGCGCGGGGCCGCCGAAGCCGCGGAACGUGGGCUCGCGCCCCGCCUUUGUCUCCCGGGCGCGAGCCGCCGUAGCCCCGCGCCGGCCGCUCGUUGCCGGAGCCGCUUUGUGCCGCGGCGCGGCGGACGGGGAACGUGGGGCGCUAGCCGGCGGGCGCAGCCUCAGCAUGGACCUGACUGUCUCGGAGCUCAUGGAGCUCUUCCUGCAGAGCCCGCUGGUGACCUGGGUGAAAACUUUGGGCCCGUUCGGAAGCGGCAACCAGGACAACCUGACUAUGUACAUGGAUUUAGUGGAUGGCAUCUUUUUGAACCAAAUCAUGUUGCAAAUAGACCCCAGGCCUACAAAUCAACGCAUCAACAAGCACGUGAACAACGACGUGAACCUGCGCAUCCAGAACUUGACCAUCCUGGUGAGGAACAUUAAGACCUACUACCAGGAAGUGCUCCAGCAGCUGAUUGUGAUGAAUUUGCCCAAUGUUUUGAUGAUUGGCAAAGACCCGCUGUCUGGGAAGAGUAUGGAGGAAGUGAAGAAAGUGCUGCUGCUGCUGCUGGGCUGUGCUGUCCAGUGUGAGAAGAAAGAGGAGUUUAUUGAAAGAAUCAAACAGCUGGACAUUGAGACCCAAGCCGGGAUUGUGGCCCAUAUCCAGGAGGUGACCCACAACCAGGAGAACGUGUUUGACCUGCAGUGGUUGGAGGUCCCGGAUGUGGCCCCAGAGGAGCUGGAGACCCUUUCCAGGAACAUGGUGUUUCACCUCCGGAGGCUCAUAGAUGAGCGAGACGAGCGCACAGAGCUGAUCGUGGACCUCACUCAGGAGCGGGACUACCUGCAGGCACAGCAGCCUCUGAGCCCCCUCAGGCCCUCCAGCUCCGAGUCCACCCCCAGCCCGACCAGCAGCCUCUCCAGCGAGGACAAGCAGCACCUGGCCGUGGAGCUGGCGGACACCAAGGCCAAGCUGCGCCGUGUCAGGCAGGAGCUGGAGGAGAAGACAGAGCAGCUUGUGGACACCAGGCAUGAGGUGGAUCAGCUGGUGCUAGAGCUGCAGAAGGUCAAGCAGGAGAACAUCCAUCUGGCGGCUGACGCCCGGUCUGCUCGUGCCUACCGCGAUGAGCUGGACUCGCUGAGGGAGAAGGCGAACCGUGUGGAGAGGCUGGAGCUGGAGCUGGGGCGCUGCAGGGAGAAGCUGCACGACGUGGACUUCUACAAGGCCCGUAUGGAGGAGCUGAGAGAAGAUAAUAUCAUUUUAAUUGAAACCAAGUCCAUGCUGGAGGAACAGCUGACGGCUGCUCGGGCCCGGGGCGAUAAAGUUCACGAGCUGGAGAAAGAGAACCUGCAGCUGAAAUCGAAGCUUCACGACCUGGAAUUGGACCGGGACACAGACAAGAAGCGCAUUGAGGAGCUGCUGGAAGAAAACAUGGUGCUGGAGAUCGCACAGAAGCAGAGCAUGAACGAGUCCGCCCACCUGGGCUGGGAGCUGGAGCAGCUGUCCAAGAAUGCAGACCUGUCCGACGCCUCCAGGAAGUCGUUUGUGUUUGAGCUGAAUGAAUGCGCCUCCAGCCGCAUCCUGAAGCUGGAGAAGGAGAACCAGAGCCUGCAGAGUGCCAUCCAGGGGCUGCGGGACGCGUCGCUGGCGCUGGAGGAGAACAGCCUCAAGUGCGGGGAGCUGGAGAAGGAGAACCAGCAGCUCAGCAAGAAGAUUGAAAAGCUACAGACCCAGCUGGAGAGAGAGAAGCAGAGCAACCAGGAUUUGGAGACCCUCAGUGAGGAGCUGAUCAAAGAGAAAGAACAGCUACAGAGUGACAUGGAGACCCUGAAGGCUGACAAAGCCAGGCAGAUCAAGGAUCUUGAGCAAGAAAAGGAUCAUCUCAACCAAGUUGUGUGGUCGCUGCGGGAGAGGUCGCAGGUGAGCAGCGAGGCCCGCGUGAAGGACAUUGAGAAGGAGAACAAAGUCCUCCACCAGACGGUGACGGAGACCAGCAGCAAGCUCAGCAAGCUGGAGUUUGAGAAGCAGCAGCUGCACAGGGACCUGGAGCAGGUGAGGGAGAAGGUGGAGCGGGUGGAGGAGCUGGAGAAGGAGCUGCACCGGCUGGAGAAGGAGAAUGAGAAGCUGGCCACGGAGGUCUCCUCCCUGAAGGCGGCCGCCGAGAAGGCGGACGUCCUGGAGCGUGAGAGCCGCGGCCUGACGCUGGAGAACCGGACGCUGAGGAAGUCGCUGGACACCCUGCAGAAUGUGUCGGUGCAGCUCGAGGGGCUGGAGCGAGCCAACAAGCAGCUGGACGAGGAGAACCUGGAGCUGCGUGGGAUGGUGGAGACCAUGCGCUUCACCAGCGCCAAGAUGGCUCAGAUCGAGAGGGAGAACCAGGAGCUGGAGCGGGAGAAGGAGGAGCUAAGGAAAAACGUGGAGCUGCUGAAGGCCCUGAGCAAGAAGUCGGAGCGCCUGGAGCUCAGCUACCAAAGCGUGAGCACCGAGAACCUCCGGCUGCAGCAGACCCUGGAGAGCAGCGGCCAGAAGGCGCAGGCGCUGGAGCGCGAGCUCGGGGAGCUGGAGGCAGAAAACCGGGCCCUGCAGCGGGACCUGGAGGCCCUCCGGCUCACCAACCAGCAGCUGGAGAGGGCCGAGAAGGACAAGAAGACCCUGGAGCAGGAGGUGGCCCAGCUGGAGAAAGACAGGAAACUGCUGGAAAAGGAGGUGAAGCGGCUGUGGCAGCAGGUGGAGCUCAAGGACGCCGUCUUGGACGACAGCACCGCCAAGCUGUCUGCUGCCGAGAAGGAGAGCCGGGCCCUGGACAGGGAGCUGGCCCGCUGCAGGGACGCGGCCACCAAGCUGAAGGAGCUCGAGAAGGACAACAGGGACCUCACCAAGCAAGUCACCAUGCACACAAGGACGCUGACGACCCUGAGAGAGGACCUGGUGCUGGAGAAACUGAAGAGCCAGCAGCUGACCAGUGAGCUGGACAAACUGAGCCAGGAGCUGGAGAAGGUCGGCUUCCACAAGGAGCUGCUGUUGCAGGACGACGACAGCAACAGCGAUGUAAAAUACAAGAUUUUGGAAGGCAGGAAUGAGUCAGUAUUAAAAACAACACUGGCCAUGAAAGAAGAAAAGAUUGUGUUCUUAGAAGCACAGAUGGAAGAGAAAGCCAGUCUGAAUCACCAGUUACAGAACGAGCUCCAGGUGCUAAAGAAGGAGUGUGAGAUCCUCAGACAGACCCAGGAAGAGGGGAAGCACCUGCAGAAUUCUUUCAAACACCCUGCGGGGACGUUGGUCUCUGGGCACCAGGGAAAGGAGAGCUGGGGGCCGAGCCACAAGGAAGCCACCAUGGAGCUUCUCCGAGUGAAGGACCGGGCCAUCGAGCUGGAACGGAACAACGCGGCUCUGCAGGCUGAGAAGCAGCUGCUCAAGGAACAGCUGCAGCAUUUGGAGACCCAGAACGUGGCCUUCAGCAGUCAGAUCCUGACGCUGCAGAAACAGAGCGCCUUCCUGCAGGAGCACAACACGACGCUGCAGACCCAGACGGCCAAGCUGCAGGUGGAGAAUUCCACGCUCAGCUCGCAGAGUGCCUCACUCACGGCGCAGUACACACUGUUCCAGAACCAGCAGGCGGCCAAGGAGAGCGAGCACGAGAACCUACAGAAGCAGCAGGAGCGGCUGGCCGCCGCCUACGAGGCGCUGCUGCAGGACCACGAGCACCUGGGCACGCUGCAUGAGCGCCAGUCGGCGGAGUACGAGGCCCUCAUCCGCCAGCACAGCUGCCUGAAGACGCUGCAUCGCAGCCUGGAGCUGGAGCACAGGGAGCUCGGGGAGAGGCACGAGGAGAUGCUGAAGCACAAGGCGGAGCUGGAGGAGCUGGAGAAGGCUCUGCACACCGAGCGGGAGGCUCUGCAGCAGGAGCAGAGGACCAGUGCCAUCGCCGCCAGCGAGAACCAGAGGCUGCAGGGAGAGCUGGACAGGGUCAAUUUCCUGCACCAGCAGCUGAAGGGCGAGUACGAGGAGCUGCACACCCACACUAAGGAGCUGAAAACCUCGCUGAACAACUCGCAGCUGGAGCUGAACCGCUGGCAGGCCCGUUUCGACGAGCUGAAGGGGCAGCACCAGAGCAUGGACAUCUCGCUGGCCAAGCUGAACAACCACUGUGAGCUGCUGUCCCGUCUCAAGGGGAACUUGGAGGAAGAAAAUCAUCACCUCCUGAGCCAGAUCCAGCUCUUGAGCCAGCAGAACCAGAUGCUUCUGGAGCAGAACAUGGAGAACAAGGAGCAGUACCACGAGGAGCAGAAGCAGUACAUAGACAAAUUAAAUGCCUUACGGAGACAUAAGGAAAAACUGGAAGAAAAAAUCAUGGAUCAGUACAAGUUUUAUGAUCCUGCUCCAAAGAAGAAAAACCACUGGAUUGGAGCCAAAGCCUUAGUCAAACUCAUCAAGCCAAAGAAAGAGGGUUCCAGAGAGCGACUGAAGUCAACCACAGACAGCCCCCCCUGGCAGCUGGAAUCCCCAGACCCGGCCUCGCCCUCUGCUGCUCAGCCUCUCAGAUCACAGCCGGAGCCCCCCGAGACCACCCCGUCAGGCUCAAACUGUGUAGAAGAGCGAGACGCCCACAACGGGCCCACAGGGAAAGGCCCUGGGGACCUAAAACCAAGGCGAGGGUCCCCGCAUGGAGGCAGCCUUGACCACGCGGAUGCCUCCGCUGACCCUGCCGUGAAGCCCUGGCCCUCAGAGCUGGGCUCCCGGACCUGUUCAUCCUCAGCCGUCACUACAGCCCCUUCCAGCUCCACCCCCAUCUCCCGGCACCCAGGCCGUACCAAAGGCUAUAAUUCAGAUGACAGCCUCUGUGAGCCGUCCCUGGAGCUCGAGUUCACCAACCACAGGCAGUACGUGUCCCGGCCAGGUAGCUUAGAGAGCAGUAGAAAUGCGUCCAGCGACAGCUCACCUCUUAACCUGAAAGGUUCGUCCGACCAGCUCCACGGCAGGUCUGAGAGCUUCAGCAGUGAAGACCUGAUCCCCAGCAGGGACACAGCGACUGUGCCCCGGGAUACCAGCACCCCAGGACGUACCGCCCUCGGCCGCCAUGAGUACCCCCAACCCCGGGAGAGGAACGGGCCUCUCCCCCAGGAGGGCAUCCAGAAGAGGGGUGCGGCCCAGCCCCAUGGCGGGGUGCGGCCCUGCUCCUCCUCCCCCAGCAGCGAGAUGGUCACCCUGGAGGAGUUUCUGGAGGAGAGCAACCGGGGCGCCGCCACCCCCGACACUCCCAGUUGCCGGGAUGACCUGCUAAGUGACUACUUCAGAAAGGCCAAUGAUCCCCCGGCCAUCAGAGGCCAGCCGGGACCACCUGCCAGGAAAGAAGGGGCCAAGAUGCCCACCAGCUUUGUGGCCCCCACCAUCAAGAUGGCUGUCAACACCUCUGAGGGGAAGCUGCUGAAGCCUGGGCAGUAUGUGAAGCCAAGCUUCAGACCUAGUGAGGCUGAGGCCUCACCCAGUGCCCCGCUGCGGCAGGUCCAGCCUCCCCAGAGCCUUUCCCUGGGCAGACCCCGGCCGGCCGCUCUGCCCCCGGCUGCCCACACACCUGCCAGCCGGAGCGCUUCCCUGAGCCGAGCCUACAGCCUGGCCUCAGCCGACCUUCUUCGGGCCACUGGGCCAGAGGUCUGCAAACAGGAGUCCCCUCAGAAGCCAGGGGGUACAGAGGCCUCCGGGAGCAGAGAGACGGGCAGCCAUACCCUGCAAAGCCAUACAGCCCCCAGUUCCCAAAGCCUGGCCCGGGAGCGGACCCCACUUAUGGGAAAGGCUGGUGGCUCCUGUCAGGGCCCGGGCCCCCGAAACCGGCCGCUGGACCUGCGGCGCUUCUCACUGGCUCCCCCAAAGGAGGAGAGGCUGGCUCCCUUGCAGCAGUCCGCCACGGCCCCAGCCCUUGCCACUGGAGGUGGCAGUGAUGGUGGCUGUGGCAGCAACUCCCAGCUCCAGCACUUUUCACCUGCUGCAAACCCAGCUGCCAGGACUAAGCCGCAAACCCCCCAGCACUCAGGGGAGGUGGUCGCCGUCACCCCUGUCCGGGCAGGGCUCAGCCUCUCAGAGGGUGACGGGGUCCCAGGACAGGGCCACAGUGAGGGGCUCCCUGCCAAGAGCCCUGGCAGGUCUCCUGACUUGGCUCCCCACGUCAGCCGGGCCCCUGAGGACUUCAGUCGUGGAAACAACUCAAAGAGCACCCCGGCGUCCCCAGAGCCGGGUGGGGACCAGCAGACUGUGUGGUAUGAGUAUGGCUGCGUGUGACUCAUCUCCUGGCCCCAUGUGACUCCUGAACCUUAAAGCUACUGGCGCGCCUUCUGAUGACAAUGGCCUUGUUUCCUACCUGCCUGUGGUGCCAGGGAAGGGUUUUAGAAUAAGGAAAGGGGUUCCCUGCGUUUCUUUUGUUUGUUUUGUUAAUGAAAACACUGUGCCAAGCCCUAAGGGGAUCCCACUCCCUGGUGUGGAACACUUGUCUUCCGUAUCCGUAGCCUCCAACAGCUGGUAUCUUUUGAACAAAUCCACUUUGGCCUGGGGACGCUCAUAACGCAGUGAGAAAACUGACUUGCCCCAAAGUACACACUAUUUGAGCGUGUCCCUUAGAACACUUGUUUGCAACUUGUUGACCUCCAUUAAAGUAUGCGUGUGUGUGUGUGCACGUGCGUGCACGCACACACACACACACACACACACACACAAGCUCACAGGGCUGAGCCCUAGUGGGUCUGGAAACUCUACUCCCUUUCCCAGAAGCCAUUUGACCUGGGAUAAGCCCAGUCUGGCCAAACUACAAAGACCAUGAGGCUCUAGGUGGACCCCAGAGUCAGGCUCACUGUUUAGAGCUAGGAGUGUUGCCCUGCUAUCCCUGGGGUCCCAUGCACUUCCCUUUACCUCAGGGCCAUAGUGGCCUUCUAGGCAGGUGACAGGUGGCCUGACACAUUUGCCUGCCCUGCUUUUCCUGGCUCACUUUUCUGCAAACACUGGAUCUGCUGGGCCUGGGAGGUGGGGCCGAGAGAAGCCCCGCCCCGGCCUCCCUCCUCACCCCCAGCAAGUAUACAUAGUGUAUAGAGGGUAAGCGUGUGCGAGAGUGAGGUGCACGCCUGAUUUAGGUGGCUGUAGCACUCCAAUUUCCCCCAUCUCGAGUGAGAUGCUGAUGUUGUUUCUGAAUAAUUUCUUACGGUAGAAACCAAAUUUCUUUUAAUAUAUUACUUAUAUGUGUACACACUCGUGUGAAAUACAUAUGCCCUGAGGGGGGAAUCUAUUUAUGUUCCAUUGGGAGUCAUUUUCCACCAGGAGUCUCACCUGCUGCUUUGUGUAUUUGGUCAGAUUCCUGACUUGUUUUGUUUCCUACUUAGUAAAGGUGCUCUUCCUGAA
Molecule: messenger RNA, 7361 nt
Organism: Rhinolophus ferrumequinum (greater horseshoe bat)
Lineage: Eukaryota; Metazoa; Chordata; Mammalia; Chiroptera; Rhinolophidae
Gene: CCDC88C
Product: coiled-coil domain containing 88C
Exons: 30
Coding region: 168-6254 (2028 amino acids)
Biological process (GO): cytoplasmic microtubule organization; cytoskeleton-dependent intracellular transport
Cellular component (GO): centrosome; cytoplasm
Molecular function (GO): microtubule binding; dynein light intermediate chain binding
Source: RefSeq, a predicted model, not a curated record